Molecule: messenger RNA, 1112 nt
Organism: Drosophila elegans
Lineage: Eukaryota; Metazoa; Arthropoda; Insecta; Diptera; Drosophilidae
Gene: AlkB
Product: nucleic acid dioxygenase ALKBH1
Exons: 3
Coding region: 93-1088 (331 amino acids)
Biological process (GO): oxidative RNA demethylation
Cellular component (GO): cytoplasm; nucleus
Molecular function (GO): oxidative RNA demethylase activity; ferrous iron binding; broad specificity oxidative DNA demethylase activity
Source: RefSeq, a predicted model, not a curated record
AAAAGUAUUUCGGAUGUUUGCAAUCGCGGUCACACUUUUGCCGUCUGUUAUUAAUAAUUUAUUGUUUUUUUUUGUAUAUAUUGUUUUAAAAUAUGUUUAGGUUGGUUUUUAAGCAAUAUAAGUCGAAAAGUAGCAGUCCUGAUUUAACGGAUGUGAUUAAUGUUGAUGAUAUUGACAUUAAGCAGAAUGAUCUACAUCAAAAUUAUAAUGUUCAACUUUUAAGUAUCAGCAACGAACAUAAUGUUCAGAUGAUUCCCGGCAUUAAACGGCCAACAGAUUGGCGAGCUUAUGCUCUGACGCAUCAUCCUGGCAUUAUCAUUAUUCGAAACCCAUUUACAGAGCGUGGUCAACGUUACUGGACUGCUCGAUGUCUACGGGACUAUCCACGAACACCAAAUAUUGUUAACCUGAAUGAAAGACUCUUUAAUGAUGCAGUUAGAUCGGACUGGUGGAAACAGCUUGAUCAGUGCAGCGAUAGUGACGAAUUCCAACGCAUGAAAGCGGCAAUGCGUUGGACAACAUUCGGAUAUCAUCACAACUGGGACACGAAGCUUUACGAUGAGCAAAUGCAGUCACCGUUUCCAGAAGAUUUGGGCAGUAUGUGUCGAUUGUUUGCAACCGUGUUGGGCUACUGCGACUUUAGGCCGGAAGCUGCUAUAGUAAAUUAUUAUCCGGUUGGUAGUACUUUGUCGGGACACACUGAUCAUUCUGAACCUAACAAAUCGGCCCCAUUGUUUUCGUUAAGUUUUGGUCAGACCGCUAUUUUUCUAAUCGGUGGAACGACUUUAGAAGAAAAGCCCAGCGCCAUCUAUCUCCAGAGUGGUGACGUUUUAAUAAUGUCUGAAGCAUCGCGCCUGUGCUAUCACGCCGUACCCCGUAUAAUCAAAACUCAAAAACUUUGGAAUUCGACGCUGACAAAUGAAGAUAUCAAUGAUGCAGAUAAUGGAUCAAAUCUGUUGGAUAUGGAUCUAUUCAAAAAAGUGGGCGACUCCAACUUUUGGCAGCCUUUUUCAAACUAUAUUGAUGAUUCACGCAUUAAUAUUAAUGUACGACAAGUGUUAAACCCAGGGGAUGUAAAGUUAAGUUGAAAUAAAAAUAUAUUAUUUAUUUUA